This is a messenger RNA of Heterotrigona itama, 4725 nucleotides long. Lineage: Eukaryota; Metazoa; Arthropoda; Insecta; Hymenoptera; Apidae. The record is from the annotation of a GenBank genome assembly.
AUGAACUUGUAAAUAAUAUAAAAUAAUUCAUAUUAUUUAAAGAAAAUAUGUAAUUGUACAUACAGAAUAUCGACCUAAAUUAGGCUUUUGUUUGCCUGCCAAAAUUUUCAGAGCAGUUGAUUUCCCAAUUCCAUUAGUUCCAACCAACCCUAAUACUUCGCCAGGCCUUGGAAUAGGCAACGUGUACAAACAUAUACCUGUCAAAACCAAAAACGUGGAGGAAACUCCUUUACAACUCUUACGAAGGAGCUUCCGCACUCGUACACCACCACAUGCCUCGACUUCAAUCAUAGACUAUGAAAAUCACACAACUACGUACUGGAUACGAGCAAUUUCCAUUAGAUUUUUAUUAAUGAACAUGAAACAUCGCAACAUGAAACAUUGCAACAGGAAAAAAUGUUACACCGUAUGGACUGAACGAAAUUAUUACAAAUUGAACUUCUCGGCUGUUGCAUCGAGUGGAAUGGAGCGAAGUAUUCAUGAAAUGUUGAAAGAUGCUCCAUCUUUAAAUGAUAGCGAUAGCGCGGUUCAUAGUGGAACUCCUCCACCACAUAUACCGAAUAAUUGUAAUAACGAUAGUCAACCUAGACCAGCUACGAUAAAUUUAACAUUGGGUAGUCCUACAUCUCAAAUGUCUGUAACAGUAUCUCCAAAUACACCUAUACAGAAUGGUGAUACGCAAACAAUGCGUACUGCUCAGAGUAAAAUUGAGAGCAUUAAAAAUUGGAGUAUUUCUACAUACAAGUGUACAAGACAAUUAAUGUAUGAAAAACUUGGGAAAACAUCCCGCACAGUAGAUUCAGAACUUGAAACACAAAUUGAAUUAUUAAGAGAUACUCAAAGAAAGUAUUGUAAUGUUUUACGAUUGUCUAGAGCUUUAGCUUCUCAUUUUCAUCAUGUUGUCCAGACGCAACAUGCUUUGGGAGAAGCAUUUUCUGAGUUGGCACAGAAAUCUCCAGAGUUACAAGAAGAGUUUCUAUAUAAUUCAGAAACUCAAAGAAAUUUGACUAAAAAUGGUGAAACAUUACUAGGGGCCUUAAACUUUUUUGUUUCUUCGGUAAAUACACUUUGUAAUAAAACUAUUGAAGACACGUUAUUUACUGUACGACAGUACGAAACAGCAAGAAUAGAGUACGAUGCCUAUAGAACAGAUCUUGAAGCAUUGGCACAAGUAACGAAAAACGACAGCAGCAAUGCAGCAAGAUUGGAAGCAGCACAAGCACAUUACGAAGAACAUAAACAAAAUUUUGAAAAAUUAAGAUCAGACGUUUCAAUUAAACUUAAAUUUUUAGAUGAAAACAGAAUCAAAGUAAUGCAUAAACAAUUGUUAUUAUUUCACAAUGCAGUCUCUGCCUAUUUUUCUGGAAAUCAAACCGCACUGGAAGCCACGCUGAAGCAAUUUAACAUAAAAGUUAAGUCGCCAAAUUCAUCCUUGCCAUCGUGGCUUGAACAGUAGUUACAUUAGAAGAAAUACAAGUUUUUCAGGAAAAACACACAUGAAUAAAAAAAUGCAUUCGUCCAUACGAAUUUCUUCUUAAAGAAAACGGGAAUAACAAGGUAGAACAACUUUCAAAAAUUCUUGAGCAAGUACUAAAAGACACUGCUGUCGAGUAAUUUGUCUCGGUAUCGAUAAUUUUUGAAAAAAAAAGUGGUAUCUAAAAACAGACUGAAUUUUUUCUGAAUUAUGCUUUAAACACUGGCCAAUAUUCCUUCUUACGUGACAUACGUAUCAAUGAAUUUUAAUUAUAUAAUUAAUAAUUAUAUUGAACAGUUUAUAUUAAUGACAUCUGUUGAAAGAUCUGAUGAAGAUUCUCUUUAUUCAGUAGCAGUGCUUACAAAACUUUAUGAGCAAUAGAUAUUUAAUUUUUAUAUUUGACUUCUUAGAGAAGUUCUAAUGUAAAUAUAUAAACUAUCAUAUAUUGAGCUUUGAAUUUUAUAGUAUGUACAAAACAAUAUUGAUGAUUUGUUUGCAUUACAUUUUGCACCAGAUUAAUAAGUUUUUUAUCUCUUUUAAUAUUUAGAUUUGAUGGAUUAAACAAAUUCGCAAUUAGAUGAUUUAGUAUUUCUCAUUCCAUUUUAAGUAUUAAAAAUAUUGACUGAAUUUUAAUUUUGGUUCUAUUACAAUUACUAAAAAUAUAUUCCUUAUUUUUAUUGUAUUUAUGUUAUUAAAUUUAGUUUAAUUUAACAAGAAAACUUAAAAAUAAUUUUGUAAGAGUUAGAGUAUCUUCAAGUACGUAGGAUGUUCGUAAAGGAUUAUAUCAAAUAUUAACAAUAUGCAAUGCUAAUUAAAAUUAAUAAAGAAAUAUAAAUAAUAGAUAGCUUUUUAUUUAAUUUAAUAAGCAUUGUAUACUUGUGAGUUUGAUAUCAUUUUUGAAUAUUCUAUAUAUCAAAUCUUCAAUAUCUCUACAUUUUAAUUAGUACAUAUAAAUUUAACAUUGACUUUGUUUACAAUCUUUUUCUAUCUACUAAUUUUUAUGUCCAAAUCAAUAGUUUUAAUAAAGAUAGGAACGAAUCACAUGCUUAUAAUUAGCCUAAUCAUAUUUUUAAAUUAAUGGUACUUUCUGUGUACAAUUGAUAUUUGAACAAAGCUGUUUUUAAUCGUUUAAUUUAUUUUUUAAAUUAUGUUAUCAAUUUUUGCAUGUCAGAUUUAUGACAGAAAUAUAGAAUAAGUAACUUUUUUUUGUCCUUAAACGUAAAACAUAUUGUCGUAAGAUGUGAAAGAUAAUAUGUGAAAAUGUUUGAGUAUCUCAGUAUAGAAAAUACAAGUUUAUUUAAAUUUAUUUAUAUAGAUACCAUAGUAUCGGUUUGUUGAAAAGAAGAAUUAAUUUUGAUUAAUACGUUUAAAGAAACGGGAAACUGUUGCAAAAACAGAUUCAAACUAGUCAUAUUUUAUAAGUGAAUAUUUAAAAAUCAAAUAAAUUGUGUGAAAUUAUGACUUAUAUGCUUUGAUAUACAUUGACAUUAUUUAUACAAAUUUGUUUUUUUGAAGCAGCAAUACAUAUUAUGUAUAUUGAAACAUUAUAAAUUAUUGCGCUUCGUAAAUAGGAAAAUUUUUAGUAUAGAUAUAAUAAAUGUAUGUAUAUUAUCAUUAUCGUUUGUUGCUUAUACUCAGAGUUUACACCGACAUUGAUAAUAACUUAAAAUUGAAUCUAUUAAUAUUAUGACAUCAUCGAUGCAUCUUAUCAUAUGUUUUAAACUAAUCCUUCCAAUGUGAUCGUAAUACAAUAAAUUUUUGUAUGUACAUAUGAUAAUAUGUAUGAGUGAAUUGCACAUUGAAUAAAUGUAGAAUUCACUUUUAAAAAUUUUGCGAAUUAUCAUUAUUAUAAAUCUACAUUUGUGUAUAAAGUAAAAAUUAUGAUCCAUACUAUAAUAAUAAUACUUUAUUUUUUUACACAAUGCAGAUUGACUUAAUAUAUAAUUUCUGAAGAUUAUUACAUUUUUUAAAAUAUUUUAUUAUUAUUCUAUAGAAAAUACAUUCCGUUACUUAACAGGUUUUUUAGGAAUGUUUAGACCAAUAAAAAGAAACACUGUAAUUAAACAAAAAUAAAAUCUUAUAUUUAUUAAGUAGGAAUAAGAAAUAACUUGAAAUAUGCGGUUGAAGAAUGUUUUAAUUUACAAAAUGUAUUGUAGCUACUAUAUUAUGUUCCUAAUCAUGAUGUUAUUGUGUGUAUAUUAUGUGUAUACAAACUCCAAACAAUAAAUGAAUGCUUAUAUAUCUUGCUUUGUAUGGAGUUUUGUUAAUUACUAGCAUCGUUUUUAUCAAGAUAAUAAUGGCAGUAUUUUAUAUUCAUUAUUCCCACAAAAUACAUAUACAUCUAUAUAUAAGUGUUUUAUAAUAUAUUAAUGUAAAUAAUGAGAAGUAACAAUAAAUACAUAUUGAUUAUGUAACUUGUAAUAUAAUUAGUUUAAUUACAAAAAUGUACAUAUUUAAUGGAAGACCUAAUUAACUAGCUAGUGCUUUCAUUGUUCUGUUCUUCUUGUAUUUCUUCUAAAGCUUUCAUUUGUUUUUGAUAUUCUUCCAUACUUCUGCGAGCAAUAACAGGUUGCACUUCCAUAAAUACUUCCAUUAUUUUGUGAUUUGCAUGAAUGUGUUUGCCCGAACAAUUUUCUACACAUUGAAGCUACAUCAAAUUUAUAUUUUCAAUACACUUUCAAAAAUUUAUACUUUUUAAUACACAAGUAUUAUAUAUGUAUGUACUUUGUAAGUAAAAUCAACGAAAUACUUUAAAUUUAAUAGUGACAAAUAUACCUCUUCUGUAGAUACGUCCCUUGACAUAAACGUACUCACGCAUGUUUUAAAACACAUUUCAGACAUCUGAUUGAACAAAAGUUGAAAAUCUCUCAUCUCUUCUUAUAAGAUUAGUUGAAGGUAAAAAUAUUGAUUUCAAAGACUUGUAGUGAUAAUUUACAUUCCUACUUGUAAGAAAAUUAGGUUUGCUACAUUUAAUACAUUCGAAAUGCAGUUAUUUGAAACCUGUUGAAACCAUAAAUUCACAUAAUUAACUGAUUAAAAAUACGAACGAAAAUUUACGCGAAAUAAAAGAAUGACACACGGUUAUUUAAAAGAUAAAUGAUAGUAGCAGAACAAAGAAAGAAGUUUCCACGGAUUAACGAAGAUUUAUUAACGUUACUCGAAAAAUAAUAAUUCGUACGCGUCGACGUCGAGCAGAAAAAAAUAGACGACAAUCAUAGAGCAAAAAAAGAAGUUUCCACGGGUUAACGAAG